Messenger RNA from Pseudoliparis swirei, 3311 nucleotides. RefSeq names its product arylacetamide deacetylase (gene aadac). The record is from RefSeq and is a predicted model, not a curated record. Gene Ontology annotation, cellular component: membrane. Bases 202 to 1440 code for a protein of 412 amino acids. Gene Ontology annotation, molecular function: carboxylic ester hydrolase activity. NCBI's taxonomy places the organism in Eukaryota, Metazoa, Chordata, Actinopteri, Perciformes, Liparidae. The transcript is spliced from 5 exons.
CGCAGCGAGGAAAACGCUCCGAACAUGCACGCUGAUAUUCAUCAAAUGACACCAAACACGUGCUGUCAUAUUUAGCUGGUCUGGAUCACAAAUUAAUUCCGAGCGUAAGCUUCGUGGCGCACCGGAGAGACGAACACGCGCGGCUCACAACCUGUUUCUGUUUGCACCCUGCAGUCAGCUGCUGGGCACCCAUGUUGUAAAAUGAGGUUCGGAAGCAUCAUUGUCAUCGUCGCUCUCUGCUCUUUUACCGCGUAUUAUAUUUAUGAGCCCAUUCCUGAGGAAAUAGAGGAGAGAUGGAAACUCAUGCUGACCAACUCUUUCUUCAGAAGUCUCAGCCACCUGGCGGACCUCAGUGAAUUACUGGGGCUGAAGGACUACAUGGGGGUGAUGUACUUCAUCACUCUGGCUGAGAAGGUAGUGCCGGAGUCUGACGAGCAUAUCGAGGUGACGGAGGAGACCUUUGAUGGAGUGGAGGUGGUGCUGUACCAGCCGAAGCAGACAGGCGGUGACACUGAGCUCAGUCGAGCUGUCAUUUACCUGCACGGUGGAGGGUGGUGCCUGGGUAGUUCCCGGAUGAGUCCAUAUGAUCUGCUGGCCAGAACACUUGUUGCCGAGCUCGACGCAGUGGUUCUGUCUGUAGAGUACAGACUUGCCCCUGCUCACCACUUCCCAGUCCCAUAUGAGGACGUAUACCGUGUGGUCAAACACUUCCUCCAGAAGGGGGUGCUGGCCAAGUACUCUGUGGACCCGGGACGCAUCGCUGUGUCUGGGGACAGUGCUGGAGGGAACCUGGCAGCUGCCGUCUCGCAGCAGUUACAAAAAGAUCCUGGACAGCAGGUCCAUUUGAAGGCCCAAGCACUCAUCUACCCUGUUCUGCAGGCUCUGGACCUCAACACACCUUCAUAUCAGCAAAAUCAGGACAUGCCCAUUCUGCCCCGCACCCUCAUGGUCCGUUUCUGGAGCGAGUACUUCACCAGCGACAAGGCCCUUUUCAGAGCCAUGAUGGCCAACACUCACAACAACCCUGAGUCUUCUAGCCUGCUCAAGUUUGUCAACUGGAGCGCCUUUCUGCCAGAAACAUAUCAUAGAAAAUACAACUAUAGUGCUCCUGCUGUGGUGCAGGGAGUCGGAGGAGAGGGCGUCGGCAUGGAGGGACUCGCUCAAUCUCUUGCCGACCCCAGGGCUUCCCCCCUGCUGGUUCCAGACUCUGCCUUGCGCUCUCUGCCCAAGGCCUACAUCCUCACAUGUGAGUAUGAUGUUCUCCGAGAUGAUGGGAUCAUGUAUGUCACGCGGCUCCGUUCUGCUGGUGUCGAGGUGACGCACGAACACUACGACACAGGAUUUCACGGAGGGUUGAUGUUCACCGUGUGGCCGACCGACUUCCUGAUCGCACGUCGCAUGACCAACAACUAUAUCAAAUGGCUAGAGGAAAACUUGUAAAGAAAAAAACUUUUGACUAUCAAUAUUCAUUCCAACUUUUCCAUACGGUGCACUCGUGUUUGGUUCAGUGCAUUUUUUCAGAUCGGGUGCUCAAGAUGCUUGUCACGCUACUUUUCGGUGAAUAUAUUGAGAAAUAAUCAACACUCAUGGACCACAUUAGAUACCAGAAGGAAACAGGUAUUUGAAAAGAAUAGUAUUUAUUUGUUCACAUAAGUUGGUGUGAGUAGAAUCCAACACAUAUGACAUCAUAAAUCAAGUUUUACUGCAGUACAGUAUUGUGUUAAUUUCCCACCAAACACAGUCUACCCAGAGAGAUCUGAGGGAGAAAGUCAAACUGUGGAGUAUCACAGUUGUCAAUGUUAUGACGGUUAUACAUCUUUUUAGCUGGCAAACUGGCCUUUUAUGGCACCGCUCUUUCUUGUUUCCCAUCACAAGACCUUCUACCUGAUCUUAUAUAAAUAUUGUGUCAAUAUCAAUCUUGUGAAUUAGCAGAGCAUGCCACAAAAGAAAUUGGAUCUAUCGUAUUUGGGGUUUAAAUAAUUCAGUCUUGGCAAAGGAGGAACGGAUUUUCACAAAAGUAAAACGUGAUGAAGCCAAAGUUAACAUUGAGUGUAGCUGAUACUGAAAACUAAGAUUGUUUAGCUGUGUUUGCAAAAGUAUAAAUCCUGUGUAAUGGUUCCUGGCCAGUUAUGUGUUUAAUUAGUCACACUGUGCUCCACAAGGAAUGAACCCGUAGUUGUGUAAUUCAUACAAAUAUGUGGUACACAGGGAGGUGCUUGCUGGUAGCACAUUUAAUACAUUUUAAUAAAUGAAUAUCAAGACAUGUAACAAUAAUGAAUUAUUAAAUAAUGAUAUAUAUCCCCAUAAAUUAGUAAAUAAGAAUGUUGGUACCCUUAGUUUUGCGAAUUUUCAAUUUUGGAUUACACACAUUCUUGGAAAAAUUGGUCAUGUUAUAUUAAUCAAUUCAAUCUUAAUCUCAGGGUUGAGUUCUUCUCAAAGUAUACAGGGACCUAUUAUAUUAUAUACACACAAAUCAAAUGAUCAAGUUCUUUAUAAAUGAAAUAUUUAUUGGACGACAUACUAAACUACUAAACAUUAAAAGUAAUGAAUAAAUGACAAAAUAUACAAAUUGAAGGGGAUUAAUAAAGAAUAUGAUGAACAGUACAAUGAAUAAGGAUGAACCAGAACUAAAUGAAAAGGAAUAUAGUGACCAGGUAGAAUCAGUAACUCAUAUCAUUAAUUGAUGAAUAUUAAUUAAAUCUGUCGUCUUAGCUUAAACAGUUAUGCGCUGUUCAGCAGUCGAGAGUUUAUGAAGCACCAAGGAAGAUUGAAAAAACCAUAAUAUGUUUAACUUUAAAUUUGAUUUAGAUCUUUACGUCUAACAUAUUUCUCUCUGAGAUUUUUUUAUUCCGUGACUUAAAUGUAUUUUGCCUCGGAACAUUCAACUAAUUUACACCUGUAAAUGUUAUUGUUUCACCUGACGGCUCUGAUGGGCAGAUGGGAGGCUACGGUGCAUGCCAUGGCGGCUCUCCUUUGGACAUCUAGAUCUUGUUGGAUGAUGUUUUGUUGAAUCACACUUUUCCACCUCUCGCUGGAUUCGUCUCUUUCGGAACCUGGUCGUCUUCUUUGUUGAGGUUGGGCUUGAACCGUUCUUCCUUGUCUUCAUCUCUAACAGCAGGAUGCUGAAUCAUCUUCUCUCCCCUCCUUCUUUGCAGCAGUGGUCAUUGCCACUUUAAAAAGUCUGUCGACUCAGUCGUUUCUUUAUGUCUCUUGCUCACAAUAGUUGCUGUAAUAGAUCUCCAGCACAUCGGUGCAUCGAAGGUCGGAGCUGCACGACACAUUAGACUGCACGGGAUUGCCAAUGUCGACAA